This is a messenger RNA of Xiphias gladius (swordfish), 2795 nucleotides long. Its product is annotated as metal transporter CNNM1-like. Gene Ontology annotation, biological process: transport; magnesium ion homeostasis. Gene Ontology annotation, molecular function: transmembrane transporter activity. The coding region runs from base 1 to 2712 and encodes 903 amino acids. NCBI's taxonomy places the organism in Eukaryota, Metazoa, Chordata, Actinopteri, Istiophoriformes, Xiphiidae. The record is from RefSeq and is a predicted model, not a curated record. Gene Ontology annotation, cellular component: plasma membrane. The transcript has 10 exons.
AUGGCUGCGGAGGAUGCGGCAGCGCGGUCCCGAACCGGGGCCCUGCUCUCCCGCGGGGUUCCGCUCUCUCCGUACCGCCUGCUGCUGCUCUCGCUGUCCGCCUGCUCCCUGCUCCCGGCCCCGGCGCUCGGCUUGCUCGGCUUUCGGCCGGAGGAGACCGGGGCGGAGCUGUCCGUGGAGGACGGGGUGCUGAAAGCCACCGAGGGGACCCGCUUCAUGCUGCGGGUUUACUACUCCACCUCCCCGCAGAGGCUCAACCGCACCGCGGCGACUCGAGCCAACAACGCCGCGCCCUGGAUCGCCUUCAUCGAGGAGCCAACUCCCGGCCGAGAGGGGCAAGUUCACCCGAAGCGGAACAUGUGCAUGGACAAGAACGCCCGGACGUCCGACAUCGAGGUUUUAGGCUCUUUCAAGUCUGCCUCCAGCCAGAACUCGGUGCUGGUGGAGCUGCUGGCCAAGGACCUGCGGAGGGGGGAGAAGAUCAAACACUACUCCAUGUGCGCCUUCGACGGAUCGAAAUGGGAACACUUCCGGACGCGGGAUUUCUGGGUGGCCGUGGUGGAGCGCUCGGCUGUGCCGGAGCUCUGGCUGCAGGUUCUGGUCUCGGUCCUGCUGCUGGGGCUGUCGGCUCUGUUCAGCGGGCUCAACCUGAGCCUGCUGGCGCUGGACCCGGUGGAGCUGCAGGUGCUGCAGAACAGCGGCACCGACAAGGAGCAGAAAUACGCGCGGAAAAUCGAGUCGGUGCGUCGGCACGGUAACUACGUCCUCUGCACGCUGCUGCUGGGCAACGCGAUCAUCAACGCCUCGCUCGCCGUGUGGAUGUGCCAAAUCCUGGGCAUGACCUGGCUCUCCACGGUCAUCUGCGCCUUCGGCAUCUUCUUCAUCGGGGAGAUCCUUCCGCACUCGGUGGCGUCGCGGCACGGCCUGGCCAUCGCCUCCAAAACCAUCUGGGUGACGCGGCUGCUGAUGGUGCUCUCCUUUCCGAUCUCCUACCCCAUAAGCAAGCUGCUAGACCUCAUCCUCAACCAGGAGAUCUCCAACUUUUACACCAGGGAGAAACUCCUGGAGAUGCUGCGCGUCACCGACCCGUACCACGACCUGGUCAAGGAGGAGCUCAACAUCAUCCAGGGAGCGCUGGAGCUGCGCACCAAAACCGUGGAGGACGUCCUGACGCCGCUCAGCGACUGCUUCAUGCUGGCCUCGGACGCGGUGCUGGACUUCAACACCAUGUCGGAGAUCAUGCAGAGCGGCUACACGAGGAUCCCGGUGUUUGAGAACGAGCGGCCCAACAUCGUGGACAUCCUGUUCGUCAAGGACCUGGCCUUCGUCGACCCGGAUGACUGCACCCCGCUCAAGACCAUCACCCAGUUCUACAAACACCCGCUGCACUGCGUCUUCAACGACACCAAACUGGACGCGAUGCUGGAGGAGUUCAAGAAAGGCAAGUCCCACCUGGCCAUCGUGCAGCGGGUGAACAACGAGGGCGAAGGAGACCCCUUCUACGAGGUGAUGGGUAUCGUCACCCUGGAGGACGUGAUCGAGGAAAUCAUCAAGUCGGAGAUCCUGGACGAGACUGACCUCUACACCGAUAACCGUACAAAGCGCCGCGUAUCUCACCACGAGCGGAAGCAGCAGGACUUCUCCAUCUUCAAACUGUCGGAGAACGAGAUGGAGGUGAAGAUCUCUCCCCAGCUUCUCCUGGCGACGCACCGCUUCCUGUCCACAGAGGUGGAGCCCUUCAAACCAGCUCACGUCUCGGAGAAGAUCUUGCUGAGGCUGAUCAAACACCCCAGCGUGGUCCAGGAGCUGAAGUUUGACGAGAAGAACAAGCGGGCGCAGCAGCACUUCCUGUUCCAACGCAACAAACCGGUGGACUACUUCGUCCUGGUGCUGCAGGGUCGCGUCGAGGUGGAGUUCGGUAAGGAGGCGCUCAAGUUUGAGAAUGGAGCCUUCUCUUACUUCGGGGUACCCGCCAUCAUGCCGACAGUCCACAGAUCCCCCUCUCGAAGCAGUGGCUUGGACCGGUCUGAGUCCAUGGUGCACGGAGGCAGCGCGGGGCAGCUGAACGGAGGCGGGAACGUCUACCUGCCAGAUUACUCUGUCAGGCAGCUCACGCACCUUCAGAUCAUCAAGAUCACCCGGAGCCACUACCAGAAUGCCCUAACAGCCACCAGGAUGGACAGCUCACCUCAGACGCCCGAUGCCGACGCUCGUCUGGCAGAGGGCAGCGCCCCGACCCCGGAGCCCGCCGCCACGCUGAUGCCCCCGGGGCACACCACCGCCGCCGCCGCCGCCGCCACCACAGCCACCCUCAUGCCUCCGCCCAGGGAGCCCGGCCGGCCCGGCUCGGCAAGAGCCCACGGGCAGCAGUCCAGCGUGCCGCACAGCACCUCCCUGCUGAACGAGAAGAACCGCAUCGUCCGGAGCAAGUCCGACGGCCAGAGGAGUCCCAGCGACGCGGUGUUUCUCCGGAUGGACGAGAUCCCCUACAUCACAGAGGACGGAUCGGAGGCCGAGGCACACGCUGACAUGGCCUCUGUUCCCAUGGAAACGGACACGUCUCCUUUCAUCAGCAGCCUCUCGCUGAGCGGCUCGGAGGACACGCUGGGCAAGAAACUCCUGCUGAAACUCAGCCACAAGAAGAGGAAAAAAUCUCGCGAGGGGGAGAAAACACCAGAGGACAUUUCAGAGCAGCCGCUGGUUGAAACCUAGCAGAGUGCGUGUGAGACGGACCCCAACGCUCCCAUCGUCCGGUGGUUCCUUGAGUUGUUUGUAAAGACGACGUGGUCGGCGAA